AUGAAACAGCACGAUAUUGCGGCUCGAAAGUGCGCGAAAUGCCAUCGUGUCUUUUCCAAGAUUGAGCAUUUACGACGUCAUCAACGAUGUCACACGGGAGAGAAACCGUUUGGCUGUGCUUCAUGCGGACGAGCUUAUGCCAGAAGCGACGUGUUGAACCGCCAUAUUCGUCAUCACCAUCCGGAGGUGGAGAUGGUGGACGGAGCAGGGCGUGCGCGGAAGCUCAUCGAGGGCAAUGGCACGAGAGUGCGUUCCGGGACGCAGAGCUCCCGAGCGGGUUUUCCGAGUUCCCGAGCGGAUUCCCCGAGCGCCCGGCUGGCGGCGUUCCCCUCACCCACUCCGCCGGUUUCCCCGCCCAGUCCGGUUCCGGAUGCCAUGGUUCAUGACUGGGAGCUGCCCCAUUUGGAUGGCUCCACUGGGAUGGACGCUUCCUGCCUGGAAGGCCUGCAGCGGUACCUCGACGAGUGCCCCGACCUGCAACCAAACAGUGCCCGGGCGAUCUCCGGUUCAACGAUCACCUCGAUGCCAACUCCCAUGCCUGGGACUUUUGACCCGAUGAUUGACCCCUCACUGGCGGCCUCGGCGCCAGCUCAAGCAGCCGACCCCAACGUGGUGAACCACCAUUUGUCGGAGGAGAUAGACUUCCAGUCCAUUCUCGUGGGGAGCCCGGGCAUGGCCGAUAUCAAUCCCGGCCUCCCCCCAUUCCAUCAUCUCUGCUCCAAAAACGGCAUCUCGAAUGAACAGUUCGAGCAAGUCCGACGCCUCUGGCCGAGGCGCCGUCGAACUGGGUCCAUCAUCCCGGCCUGUUUCUCCUGGGAUGAGAUCGUUCGACAUCCGGAAGACAAUAUUCUCUCAAGCCCGGCGCUGAAGACCCCGCCGGGUCCGGCAGAUUCCUUCUGGGGUCUAACUGAUGCGUGCCGGGAUCGCCUGGUGGAGGAUACUCGCGGCUACGGCGCGAUUUCCAGUCCGGAUCGCGGGGAUGGUGGAUCCAGCAGUGCGUCCAGCUGUGGCCCGUGGAAUGGCGAACUCCCCCCGACAGACAUCCUUGAUCUGUGUCUUGACCUCUACUUUUCACACUUUCAGGUCCACUUGCCCUUUGUUCAUCCUGGAACCUUCAACGCCUCGCUCACUCCAAGUAUCUUUCUUUUUCCCAUGUGCCUCGUAGGCUUGGUCCUCCUCAACAAGGCCACGGCGCGCGGUCUGAUCGCGACCCAUAUUCCAGGCGCCAUCGAACACUGUCGAGCCGAGUUGACGUCGCCGCGGCUCCGCCAUUGCCCGGGUCCUGAGCUGUUGACCACCCUAGGAGCAGCAUGUCUAUUGCUCUCAAUUGCCGCCUUUACACCGGAGUUGGCAUACGAAGAGCUGCGCCAGGCACUCUAUGAGGAAACUUUAUCGUUAGCGCGGGACAGGGGUCUGUUUUCCGCGCGCAGCCUGAAUGAGUCCCUUCUCCCGGCUGCGGACGCGGAGGAUGCGCGAUGGAAAGCAUGGGCCCGGAUUCAGUCGGCGCAACGCCUGGCCGCCUCAUUGAUCUUGACCGAUGCCUACUCGGCUCAGGUGUUGGGGGUCGCUCCUAUUCUCGCGCCGGGAUCUAUCCUCAUCCCUCUCGUACGCCAGGACGAGCUGUUCAUGCUGGCCUCCGCGCAGAAGUGGCAGAACCAGAUCGGCCCCGACACCUGGUUGCAUCAGCCACUAGCCGCACCUCUUGAUCCGCAAAUUCCAGUGCCCGCGGGGAUGAAGGGAUUUGGCCUCGAGGUCGUCUUGACCGUGAUUUGGCUGUGGAUCUGGAGCUUCAGCCAUCAAAUGCAGAAACCGGCGCCGUGGUUCUUGGAAACCUAUUCUCCCAAACCCGGGCUGCUAAAUGGCUUCUCUAAUAAUGGCACGCCUAGCGCGCUGGCCGCCGCCCUAGUGCAGGCCUUCGACAGCUGCCGGACGGAACUCGAGACCGGCAACACCAACUUGUUCAUUCUCUGGCACUACCUGGGCAUCUCGCUCACCACUGAUCUUGCCACAAUAGAGGACGCUGCCGGGCGUAACGGGCCGGAUAUGGCCAAGGUCGCUUUGGCCAAACUGCGACUGUGGGCACGAUCGUCCGCCGCGCGCCGGGCGUGCCUGCACGCGGCCCAAAUAUUCGUGCUCAUCACGCGUCAUCGUCGCUCGGAUGGGCUCAUGCUGCACACAGAAUUGGCGCUGUUUCACGCGGCCCUCGUAAUGGGAUUCUAUCAACUCACUGCGUUCGACUGGAGUGGGAGUAAGAGCGCAUCCUUUGACCUCUUCGACCAUGUUGACUGGACCCAAGUUGGCUCGAUAGGGUUGUACGCGGCCGAUCUUCCGGAAGAUGCCUCGGCCGCCCAUCCCAAUUCUUCAGCGGCUGUGAACUUUAUCCAGAACGGCGGGCCUGUCAGCUUCCAUGGCGCCGAGUAUCGCAAUCCGUACGGGGCAGCCCGGCGGUCCUUCAUGAACGUGGCCUUUCAACUUGAAGAAGUGGGCCAAUGGAACGUUCAGAAAUAUUGUAAAGUCCUCCAUAUCAUCGCUGACACUCUGAUAUAUUCGGAACAAGAGACCGGAAUGGCAUCUUGA
Aspergillus tubingensis is the source of this 2577-nucleotide messenger RNA. RefSeq names its product C2H2 type zinc finger domain protein. Gene Ontology annotation, cellular component: chromatin. Gene Ontology annotation, biological process: regulation of transcription by RNA polymerase II; DNA-templated transcription. Gene Ontology annotation, molecular function: RNA polymerase II cis-regulatory region sequence-specific DNA binding; zinc ion binding; DNA-binding transcription factor activity, RNA polymerase II-specific. The transcript has 7 exons. NCBI's taxonomy places the organism in Eukaryota, Fungi, Ascomycota, Eurotiomycetes, Eurotiales, Aspergillaceae. Bases 1 to 2577 code for a protein of 858 amino acids. The record is from RefSeq and is a predicted model, not a curated record.